Messenger RNA from Scleropages formosus (Asian bonytongue), 1204 nucleotides. RefSeq names its product translocase of inner mitochondrial membrane 21 (gene timm21). The record is from RefSeq and is a predicted model, not a curated record. The transcript has 6 exons. Bases 201 to 914 code for a protein of 237 amino acids. Gene Ontology annotation, biological process: protein import into mitochondrial matrix. Gene Ontology annotation, cellular component: TIM23 mitochondrial import inner membrane translocase complex. Lineage: Eukaryota; Metazoa; Chordata; Actinopteri; Osteoglossiformes; Osteoglossidae.
CAAGCCUUGCUUUACGGUAAUGUACUGUUAGCAAUUAGCAAGCAAGUAGCUGUCUGCCUAUAUAAUAGAUAAUGAACAACGACGUGCUGCGUUUUUAAGUUGUCAUCUUUUCCUGUCAUGGCCUUUUAGGCGGUCGCUUGUGUUUCUGCGCUUUUAUAGCGUUAGUACAAGCUUGUGUCGGAAGCAGUUAAGCGGGCGGCAUGGUUUAUUCUCUUGUCCUACAGCAGGCCAGAUGCGCCCGUUGUGUUUUGCAUUGGCAUGGCUUUCGGGACAGCAGGGCGAUACUCCUGACAGCUGGUAAAAGAGCCUCUCCGCUGAGCCAUGUUGUUACAGGAAUACACAGCGGUGCUGUGUGUGAGCAGAGACGAGGUUUCUCAGUCGACUUCAGGUUGAAUAAAGAAAGAAGCAAAGAGAAGGUGCCUCAGGUGUCAGUAUCUGGACCCCAUGCAAGUCCGCCGGUGGCCUCAGCGGCUCAGAAAGUUAAGCAAGCAGGCAAAGAUUUCACAUACCUGAUAGUUGUCGUUAUUGGGAUUGGAGUCACAGGUGGAUUGCUGUACGUCGUGUUCAAAGAGUUGUUCUCAUCGUCGAGUCCGAGUAAAAUUUAUGGGAAAGCUUUAGAGAAAUGCAGAGCGCAUCCAGAGGUUAUUGGAGCUUUUGGAGAGCCAAUAAAGGGUUAUGGAGAGACUACUCGUCGAGGGAGAAGACAGCAAGUGAGCCAUGUUGAGUACAUUAAAGAUGGCUUGAAGCAUAUGCGCUUGAAGUUUUACAUUGAGGGGAGUGAACCCCGGUUGCAGGGGACUGUGCAUACAGAGAUGAAAGAGAACCCUGAAAGUGGAAAGUAUGAAUUCCGCUACAUAUUUGUGGACAUAGACACCUACCCAAGGAGAACCAUUGUUGUUGAAGAUAACAGAUAAGAUUUUUGAGGGUGUAUUAUAGGGUUAGAUUUUUUUUUUUUCCCUGAAAAACUUUGGGCUUUGAAAGAGGUUGCUGACAGUGAAAUUAUAUGAAUUAACUUUUAAAUUCUCUGAAAACAGCCAAUAGUGGAUAUCUUGUGCAUUGGAAGUCAUGUUCUAAAUCUGGUUUGGCAUGUGUGAUUUUAGUUUUGAUUUCUACAAUAUAAUUGACAAUGAAAUAUUAUAUAUAUGCUGUAAUUAUGUAGAUGGUUGUUGUCAAAAUAAUUGCCAAUGCAAAACUGUGCGAUUGC